AUGGCAGCAGAUCGGUCCGAGCCGCACCAUCCCCAGCUGGCCUCGGGUGGUUUCCGCCCGGCCGAUGCCUUGGAGUACAAUCAGCAGAGUAGUGCUGGGCCUGGCCCUUAUUCUCUGGCAUCUCAUUCAGCGCCGCAGAUGCCUGCCCUCCCUUCGUUCCAUGACGACCGAAGCUAUAGAGGCUCUCAUGGGAACUACUUUGAGCUGCCUUUCCGUGCCAGAGAAGCGACCCAGGUGAGCCACCAAGGCCGUGCAAUCUCGAGCUGGCCCAGCCAAGCCGGUCUCAGCCGAAUUGGCAAUGCUCCAAUGCCACCCAGUCGCGAUCCGUCUUCAGUUGGAUCUAGCACCGUCCCUGCCAAUUCCGACGCAACUGGAUCAAGCGGCGGCGGCGACAACGGCGAGAACCAGGAGGAUCUGUCCUCUUGGACUCUUGUCUAG
Messenger RNA from Clonostachys byssicola, 438 nucleotides. The record is from the annotation of a GenBank genome assembly. NCBI's taxonomy places the organism in Eukaryota, Fungi, Ascomycota, Sordariomycetes, Hypocreales, Bionectriaceae.